UUUCUAGACAACAUGGCCUUGAGAAGUUCUGGCAAGCUGAGCAUGGAGACCAGAAAAGAUGGUGAGAGUACAGCCCCUGCUCCUCCCCAGAAGAAGCUCUCCUGCCAGUGUCACCACCACUGCCCUGAGGACUCGGUCAACAACACCUGCAGCACUGAUGGCUACUGCUUCACCAUAAUAGAAGAGGAUGAGUCCGGUGGCCAUUUAGUCACCAAGGGAUGUCUUGGAUUAGAAGGCUCAGACUUCCAGUGUCGGGACACUCCUAUUCCACACCAAAGAAGAUCUAUUGAAUGUUGCACAGGCCAAGAUUACUGUAACAGACACCUUCACCCUACGCUGCCACCACUGAAGAAUCGAGACUUUGCUGAAGGAAACAUUCACCACAAGGCCCUGCUGAUCUCAGUGACUGUUUGCAGCAUCCUUCUGGUGCUUAUCAUCAUAUUCUGCUACUUCAGGUACAAACGCCAAGAGACGAGGCCCCACUACAGCAUCGGGCUGGAGCAGGAUGAGACCUACAUUCCCCCCGGAGAGUCCCUGAAGGAUUUGAUCGAGCAGUCCCAGAGCUCAGGGAGCGGUUCCGGGCUCCCUCUCCUGGUUCAAAGGACGAUUGCAAAACAGAUUCAAAUGGUGAAGCAGAUUGGAAAAGGUCGCUACGGGGAAGUCUGGAUGGGAAAGUGGCGUGGCGAAAAGGUAGCAGUGAAAGUGUUUUUUACUACAGAGGAGGCCAGCUGGUUCAGAGAAACAGAAAUCUACCAGACUGUCCUGAUGAGGCAUGAAAAUAUUCUUGGGUUUAUUGCUGCAGAUAUUAAAGGUACAGGAUCUUGGACCCAGCUGUAUCUUAUCACUGACUACCAUGAGAAUGGCUCACUUUAUGAUUACCUAAAAUCUACUACCUUGGACACAAAAGCCAUGCUGAAACUGGCUUACUCCUCUGUCAGUGGCUUGUGCCACCUGCACACUGAGAUCUUCAGCACUCAGGGCAAACCUGCUAUUGCCCACCGUGACCUAAAGAGUAAGAAUAUCCUGGUGAAAAAGAAUGGCACCUGCUGUAUAGCAGAUUUGGGCUUGGCUGUUAAAUUUAUCAGUGAUACAAAUGAGGUAGACAUCCCUCCAAAUACCCGCGUGGGAACAAAACGUUAUAUGCCUCCUGAGGUGCUGGAUGAAAGCUUGAAUAGAAAUCACUUUCAGUCCUACAUCAUGGCUGAUAUGUACAGUUUUGGACUCAUCCUUUGGGAGAUAGCAAGGAGAUGUGUUUCAGGAGGAAUAGUUGAGGAAUACCAGCUUCCGUACCACGACCUGGUGCCCAGCGACCCCUCGUACGAGGACAUGCGGGAGAUCGUGUGCAUCAAGAGACUACGCCCCUCGUUUCCCAACAGAUGGAGCAGUGACGAGUGCCUGCGGCAGAUGGGGAAGCUGAUGAUGGAGUGCUGGGCUCACAGCCCUGCCUCCCGGCUCACAGCCCUGCGCGUCAAGAAAACGCUUGCCAAAAUGUCAGAGUCCCAGGACAUUAAACUCUGACUCUGCCAGAGGCAGCUCUGCUGGAGGCCCCUGGAAUUGGACUUUUUUUUGCAGGCAGAAGUCCUGAAGAUGUAUCAAAAGUCUUUGCUAAGUACCUUGAGUGGAAAAGACAUGCUUAAGAGCAGCUAUGAGUUUUUGAGGAGACUAUCCAUUGAAAAAAUCACCUGAAUUUUGACAUGCAAGAUUGAAGAGGCUUGUCUGCCCUUGUUUACAUGGGGAAAUACAGUUUUAGUAACUGGUUUAAGAUUAUGCAUGUUGCUUUCCAUGAAAGCCACUUAUUAUUUUAUUAUUAUUAUUGUUAUUAUUAUUAUUUUGAUUGUUUAAAAAGAUACUGCUUUAAAUUUUAUGAAAAUAAAAGUUUCUGGGUUAGAAGUAAAAAAGAUGUAUAUUGUUACA
Onychostruthus taczanowskii (white-rumped snowfinch) is the source of this 1914-nucleotide messenger RNA. RefSeq names its product bone morphogenetic protein receptor type 1B (gene BMPR1B). Bases 13 to 1518 code for a protein of 501 amino acids. The record is from RefSeq and is a predicted model, not a curated record. Gene Ontology annotation, cellular component: plasma membrane; signaling receptor complex. The transcript is spliced from 10 exons. Gene Ontology annotation, biological process: BMP signaling pathway; cellular response to growth factor stimulus; protein phosphorylation. Gene Ontology annotation, molecular function: transforming growth factor beta receptor activity, type I; SMAD binding; ATP binding. NCBI's taxonomy places the organism in Eukaryota, Metazoa, Chordata, Aves, Passeriformes, Passeridae.